Messenger RNA from Desarmillaria tabescens, 1699 nucleotides. RefSeq lists its product as uncharacterized. Lineage: Eukaryota; Fungi; Basidiomycota; Agaricomycetes; Agaricales; Physalacriaceae. The record is from RefSeq and is a predicted model, not a curated record. The coding region runs from base 58 to 1224 and encodes 388 amino acids. Gene Ontology annotation, molecular function: oxysterol binding. The transcript is spliced from 10 exons. Gene Ontology annotation, cellular component: cytosol; membrane; intracellular membrane-bounded organelle.
CCUCACGCCACUACCACCACCACCACCACUACCACCAUCAUCAUCACCGCUGCUGCCAUGUCUGACCAAGCUGGAGAAGCUGUCCCUGCCGCCCAGCGCAGCAGCUGGACAUCGUUUCUCAAAACGAUCGCCUCUUUUUCUGGGGAUCUCUCAUCGAUGACUGCACCGCCGUUUAUCCUCUCGCCCGUGUCCCUGACUGAAUUCCCUGCAUACUGGUGUGAACGACCAGAAUUGUUUGCGGCCAUUGCGGAUGCGACGACAGACGAAGAGCGCGCGCUUGCUGUACUCAAGUGGUUCGUCAGCACCCUCAAAGGCCAGUAUACCUCACGAAAUGAAUCCAUGGGCUCUGAGAAAAAACCAUUGAAUCCGGUUCUUGGAGAGUUGUUCUAUGGUCAAUGGCCUGAUCGAAACGGACGUGGCCAGACGGAUCUACUGGUUGAGCAAGUAUCACACCAUCCACCGAUAACCGCGUAUGUUAUCCAGAACAAGAGCAAGGGUGUCAAGCUUGUGGGACACAACGCCCAGAAGACCAGCUUCAGUGGAGGUUCUAUCAUCGUCAAGCAAAUUGGACAUGCCAUCCUUACCGUAACGCCUCCAUCCGGAAAGCCCAUAGAGUAUCUUAUCACGCUCCCUCGUUUACGAAUAGACGGCUUGUGGUACGGCUCACCCUAUAUCGAGCUUGCAGAAAAUACCUACAUCAUCGGAGGCAACUACGUCGCGACGAUCGAUUACAAAGGCCGGGGCUACUUCUCUGGCAAGUCUCACUCGUUCAAGGCCAUUCUUACUCCAGCACCUGGAUGUGGUGGGGCCGGGAAAGAUCACGUCAUCGAAGGGCUGUGGCAUACGACUAGCAAGUUUAUUGGUGGUCCUCGAUCCGGGAAGGAGUUCCACGACGUCACGGGUCCCAAAGAGGAGGUGACGGCUAUAGGUGGUGAGGAAGGUGGGGAGAUGGGCGAGUUUGAGACGAGAAAGUUGUGGAAUCUUGUGGCGAAGGGUAUUAGGGAAGGUGAUUUCGAUCUGGCGAGCAGGGAAAAGACGAAGAUUGAGAAUGAUCAGAGGCAGAGGAGGAAGGACGAAGUGGCGGCCCAGACCACCUGGAAGCUUAAGAAUUUUGAGCAUAUCGAUAAUGAUCCUACAUAUGAACGACUAGGAAGGAUUGCCAGGAUCAGUCCUCCCACGGAAGACGCAUAUGUCUUCCAAGAUAGUUGGCCCGCAUCUGGUUAGACAGUUCGAAGGCUGUGUACAUUCUACUGCUAGCGUAAAUAUUCAUGGCGUUGUAAUUGGAGAGCUCUAUAUACCUUUCUGGACUGUCGUUUACUCAUAUAAUAGAAGGAAAGUACAAUUGCAUCUUUUGAGAGUAAGUGCUCGAUAUUUACUAUAUGUCUCGAAGAUCUAGAUAAGUCGCUCUGUAACAUCGAGUUAACGUUAAAGAUAUAAGAUGGAUAGAUACUUAGAUAACCGGUCUAAAUCCCAGAACGUGUCACAGACCACAAUCCCUCAUGCCGCUGUGAUAUCUUCAGUCACCAGCCAAGAACAUCUCACGGAUUUGAGGGAAUUGCAGGGACAAGUGAAUAUAUCACAGAAAAUAUGUAUAAUAUGUACCAUGUACAGACAAGGCACCGACAUCCUAGACUCGCCUUUGUACACUUGACGUUGCAAGCAAGGAACUGUGAUCAGAGAAACGGUCGCCAGUCUACCG